AUGGAGACGAUACAGCUUGGAAUCCAUGUGGUACAAUCCGUGAUCGCGUUGAUCAUCCUCGGGUGCUCGAUCUAUGGCGUUACUAUAGCAUCGACCACGACAGGCUUCGGGCUUGCUAUUUUUACGGUUAUCCAGGCUAUUGCAACGAUCCUGGUUGCCAUCUACAUUCUUACCGCAUCUUUCAUUGCCAAGAGCAUUUACAAACUCUGGCUUCUCGUCGGAGCUAACUGUGUCACGGCGAUCUUUUGGAUUGCGACCAUCGGUACAUUGGCAUCACAACAAUAUUGGAAUCAUGAAUGUCAAUACAAUCACGGGCAUUGCUAUAGGAAGCGUGAUGGAAGUGGCAGCCAUGGUGUUCACGCUGCAACGAUUGCGCUUAGCGUUAUUGAUGGUCUCCUGUCGAUCUUCUCUAUUGGGUACAGUCUAUGGGCCAAAAAGAAUCACCGAACGAAGACUCCUGCAACCGAGUGA
Molecule: messenger RNA, 471 nt
Organism: Aspergillus bombycis
Lineage: Eukaryota; Fungi; Ascomycota; Eurotiomycetes; Eurotiales; Aspergillaceae
Product: MARVEL domain-containing protein
Exons: 3
Coding region: 1-471 (156 amino acids)
Cellular component (GO): membrane
Source: RefSeq, a predicted model, not a curated record